Molecule: messenger RNA, 1109 nt
Organism: Chara braunii
Lineage: Eukaryota; Viridiplantae; Streptophyta; Charophyceae; Charales; Characeae
Source: the annotation of a GenBank genome assembly
UGUUUACGCAGCCACCCAUUGGAACGGUUGGGCUGACAGAAAAAGACGCUAUUAAGCAGUAUGGAGAUGUCGAUGUGUACACUUCAAAUUUUCGGCCAAUGAAGGCUACGCUCUCAGGUUUGCCGGACCGCACAUUUAUGAAGAUGGUCGUGGAUGCGAAGACCGACACUGUUGUUGGCAUGCACAUGUGUGGGGAUGAUGCAGGGGAAAUUAUGCAGGGUUUCGCUGUUGCAGUGAAGGCAGGAAUUAGCAAGGCACAGCUGGACUCGACAAUAGGUAUUCACCCUACAGCAGCAGAGGAGUUUGUGACGAUGAGGUCACCAACAAGGAAGAUCCGUCAAAGUGCAGCCAAGGUCCUCGUGGAGGCAACUUGAGCCGGGGGACAGCCAAAAGAACCUACCUGGACGGUUUGGAAUGCUUGCUUCGUUCUCUACUUCUCCGGGUUCUCCCCACCUUGUGUGAGGGGUAGACCGGCGGGGCACACAAUUUUCUUUUCCUUGUUUUUUCCUCCUCCUGAAAAAUGUAAAUGCCCGCUCUGUCUCCCUGACGUACAUGGGUUUCCCUUUCACAUUUCCUGGUUAUGCUGGUGGCAUGUGAGGAGGGGAGGUCUGGAGUAUUUCUAACAUACUCCCCUGCCUCCGGUGUUGUGCCAUAUGUAAUCCUGGCGAAUUGCUCUUAGAACCGGUUUUUUUUUAUUUUAUUUUUUUUAUUAAUUUCACAGUUGUUUUCGAUCCAGGGUUUUCAGUUGCUGUUGUAAAGAAGAGAUCCUUCACUUCAGACUUUUAUUUUGAAAGCGAGUUCUACUGCGCAAUUGAUUGGAAAGGGGCACGAGUGCCAUCCCAUUCUUAUGAAACACUUCCGUGUCUCUUGUUAAGUCGACGCAUUUGCACUUUUCUAGUACCAAGUCAUUGUGGGCAAUAAGCAGCCUGUCUUGAGGCAGUUGAUUUGUCCCUGCAAGAUCAUAUAAUGCCCUCCUCCUCCUCCUCAUCAUCAUCAUCAUCAUCGUUUUCUUCCUCUUCUUCCUCCACCGCCUCUUUCUUGUCUACCUCCUGCUGGGCUCUCUCCUCGUCUUCUUCUCGUGGAUGCUUUCGAGUUCAAGACCCAGACUC